Harpegnathos saltator (Jerdon's jumping ant) is the source of this 3259-nucleotide messenger RNA. Its product is annotated as insulin-like growth factor-binding protein complex acid labile subunit. Gene Ontology annotation, molecular function: protein binding. The record is from RefSeq and is a predicted model, not a curated record. The transcript has 6 exons. Bases 242 to 2623 code for a protein of 793 amino acids. NCBI's taxonomy places the organism in Eukaryota, Metazoa, Arthropoda, Insecta, Hymenoptera, Formicidae. Gene Ontology annotation, cellular component: plasma membrane.
CGUGGCAACGGUCAUUCGCUCAGUCAUCGAUCGGCACGGAGCGAUUUUCGCUGAUUCGCGUGUCGCCUCGCUUGUGUCCGGACUUGCCGCAAUAUCCGACGACGAUGACACCGCGCGAUCGGAAGUUCGCGACCAUGCGAUCCUGAUAACGGCGAGCCCGAAGUGAAUAAUGAGCGUGAGAAUGUGGGCCGCGUGCGCUCGCUCCGCCUGACUCGGCCGCGCCGACAUAAGAGGAAGAAUCAUGGAGAGACGAUCGAUGAUACGUCGAUACCGCUGCGUUUGCUCGCUGAUCGCGUGGGCGGCAAUUUUGUCGCUCGCGAGUUGCCAGAGCGUCUGUCCCGCCAGGUGUUUGUGCCAUCUCAGUCAAACGCCCAGGAGCGUGAUGUGCUCGAAGCAGGGACUGCAGACGUUCCCUGAAAAUAUCAGCCGCAUCGUCGAGCACUUGGACCUGUCGAGCAACUUCUUAACUGAGGUCAGCGAGGAUGUGAACCGGUUGACCGAGCUGAUGUACUUGAACCUGGCCAAAAAUCAGCUGACUUCGCUGCCGGGUAAUCUUGAGAGGCUGGAGAAGCUUCAGAGACUAGACCUCUCGGAGAACCACAUCGAAUCCGUGGCAGCUAUUGCUUCCGUCAGCCAGCUACCGUCCUUGGUGUUUCUGUACGUUUCAAGGAAUCCACUGCCCGCCUUGGAGGGAUUAACCAGCGAUGUGCUUCGAGUGAUGGACGCAAGUCGCUGCCUUGUUAAAGAGCUAAGUAACGCGUCCUUGAGCGGACUGUCAGCGCUGAACAAUCUGAACCUAGCGGGAAAUCCCUUGGUGAGCAUCAGGAAACCCAUCAGCGCGACUUUGAGGUCGCUGGAUAUGUCCGACUGCAACCUGAAUAUCUUAGAUCCAGACACCUUCCUCGGGCUCUCGGUGCUGGAGGAGCUACGAUUGGUCAAUAAUCCCGCGUUGGUCUAUUGUACUCGGUACACGACCAUGCAGCACCCGAGGCUGAAGAGGCUCGACGUAUCGAGAUGUAGACUCGACCGGCCCGGUCUUCAUGGUCUCCCGUCGUUGACGUACGUCCGUCUGUCUCACAACGCAAUCAGCAUGCUGCCGGCUCGCAUUUUCGCCAAGAACAAGCAGCUGGUGCAGUUGUACAUGGACGUGAACCACUUGCAGAAUAUAAAUAUCAGCACCUUUGAAGGCUUGACGAAGCUUCAGAUGUUGGAUCUGUCCAUGAACGGCAUCAAUUUCGUGCACGAGUUGGCGUUGCGCGAGAACAUAAACCUCAAAAUCCUGAAUCUUUCCUACAACGAGCUGCAGACAUUGCCGAGGCUGACGACGACCACCAUGUCGUUGGACGUGUCUUUCAAUAAGAUUAGCAAGCUCAGGGCGAACUCCCUGGAGGACAUGUCGAGGAUCAGGAACUUGAUUCUGAAGAAUAACGAGCUGCAAGUGCUACCGCGCCACCUGAAAGCGGAGACGCUGAGGAUACUGGACUUGCAAAGGAAUAGGCUCGUCGGGCUGCACAAUACAAGUUUCGUCGACUUACCGUCGUUGCGACAGAUUGACUUGUCAGGGAACCGUUUGACGGAGGCGAUAAACCCCGACAUAUUCGACAGCAAUCCGGUGUUGUUGGCGGUAAAUCUGGAGGAUAACCCCUGGCGUUGCGAGUGCACGCAGCUCUACAUCACCUAUCAGUUCUUAACGGAUCCGUCGGCGAAGACCGCAGUGUCCACUCUACUUUGCCAGAGCCCGGCAAACGUGUCCGGCUACUCGUGGGAAGCCGCGUGUUUCGACGUAUGGAACUAUUAUCUGCAUCCCAGUCAGCAUAAGGCCACCUGGGGAGUGGUAGUGGUCGGCAUACUCAUCGCCUUCGUCUUGUUCGGCAGCGUGGUGUCUAUCCGACACACCAUACAGAUGAAACGGAGAACCCGCGAGCAGAUGCGGCAGCUGGAAAGAAUGGAGGCCAUCGAGAGAUCGCGAUUUAUGCAGGCGAGAAACCAGCGCGCCAACGAAGACGAGCAGCAGGAGCGCUCGGAGCGCUCGGAGCGCUCGGAGCGUCCGGCCGAGCCGAGGAUUCAUCCUCUGGAAUUGAUCGGCCCGCCCACCUACGAAGAGGCGGUCCAGAUGCCCAGGCUGGUGCGUUCGAUGGACGCGCUGAACGAGAUCGUCGUGGAGAACGGCAACGUGAACGUGAUCAUGGGCUCGGUGGACAAUCUACGAAUGAAGAAGAGGAGAACUCGCCGAGCGAGGAAGCGGACCCAGAGCGAGGACGACCUGCUGAGGAGAGAGGAGCGUCGGCAUGUGCGGCUCCGCAGGGAGAGGAACUCCAUCGGCAACAUCCUCGACGCGGAUCAGCUGCAGAGCAACGCGCAGCCGAGGAACCACCCGAGGACCACCCCGGCGCGCAGGUCCAGGAGGCACAGCGUCGCGCUGGACGAGUCCGUCGAGUCCAGCAGCGGCAGGGACAGGCCGAGGCCGCAGACGCCGAGCGCGAAGAAGAGGAAGAGGAAACAGCUGGUCCGUGACGAGCACGUGACCGACGACGAGGACUCCGACAGAUCCGGCGUCAUCAAGGAGCUCAAGCGAGAGCCCAGAAGCGGCUACAGGGAGUCGACCGGGAGACGCGAGUCCUGAGGUCGCCUCAACCGAGCCGCGAACGCGCCUUUCAUGUAUAUUCUAAGCGGCACAUAUAAGUAGCUAUGAUAUUUUUAAUAAAAUCGUACGGGAAGAGGAGGGACUUGCGGAUUUUCUUCAGCGUUUCCAUUGCACUCACCAUGGACUUUGUCCACAUGGACUUCGUCCACGCGUGUCUCGCGUCGCCAAACGACGCGUAGCUCUCUGAUCGGGGUGCUGAGGCUGGGUUCUCAUUGGCCGCCUGAACUACGGCAGGCAGGAAUCCGUUGAUCCUCCGUGAAGUUUUUCUUUUUUUCUUUCUUUGAAGAGGACCGAUGAAAUAUGUGAAAAUUCCACAUUGAAGAAUGUUUGCUUGACUGCUUUGAUAUAUUUUGUGCCGUUUCGGAGAGCGUCCGGUAACCGGCAGCCUCGCAUGGAUUUCGCCGGAUUUUAAGGUGCAUGGAGGUCGGAAAAUAAAUAAACGAACAAUACGUAACAAAUAAUAAGUAAUUAGUGAAUCUCUCUCCGCACGCGCGCUCUAAUCAGCGACAAAAAGUGCGGGAAACCGACCGGCGUUGCCAGCUACUGGAUGCUUUGUCCUGCGAGUUCCUUCACUUUCUUCUCGCGUCUUCUCUUUUCCUCCUGCGAACCACGUCG